Molecule: messenger RNA, 162 nt
Organism: Dictyostelium discoideum AX4
Lineage: Eukaryota; Evosea; Eumycetozoa; Dictyosteliales; Dictyosteliaceae
Exons: 1
Coding region: 1-162 (53 amino acids)
Source: RefSeq, a predicted model, not a curated record
AUGAGUGAACCAGGAAAUAUCACAACUAAAAGACAGCUUCAACAACAAUUAAAUGAAAGAAUUACAGAAGAAAUAAACAAGAUAAACCAGCGGAAGAUCUUUACAUAUAUUUAUAUAUUUAUUUUUAUAUAUAUUUAUUUAUAUAUUUAUAUUUAUUUAUAA